Molecule: messenger RNA, 2754 nt
Organism: Hypomesus transpacificus
Lineage: Eukaryota; Metazoa; Chordata; Actinopteri; Osmeriformes; Osmeridae
Gene: ccdc17
Product: coiled-coil domain containing 17
Exons: 20
Coding region: 1-2754 (917 amino acids)
Source: RefSeq, a predicted model, not a curated record
AUGGAGACUCUGGGAGAGUUCAGUUGUCGGGACUGUAGAAUGGAUUUCCACUCCCUUGAACUUCUGGAGAAACACAAAGUUUUCUUUUGCAUCGGGAGCGACGUGGGGGACCCAGUAGCACUGAGGCGGGGGGUGCAGGAGCGCAGGGACCACAGGAGAGACGAUGGAAAAGGGGUCUAUCCCAAACAGGCAGGAACCCCUGACCUUGUAAGGUUGAGAGGACAGAGGGGUAUAAACCCACGAAAUCCUCACGGUGCGCAGCCAAUUGUGAAGAGAGAGGACAGGCAUCUGAUUGGUUUGACUGAGAGCUCGGCUUUGCAGAACCUCGCAGAAGAGGUGCCUGGCGACCAGCUGUCAGGGAGGCAGCAGGGUCACAGGGAGAAACUGAGGGAGAUGACGGCACAACAUGGCCGCCAGCUGGCUCAGAUCCAGGCCCAAACCCACCUGCUGGAGCAGCAGAAAGAGGAGAUUGCCCACCAGCUGGGGGUCCUGGCUGGACAGGGCAGCACUGCUCACCUGGAGACCCUGCUACUGGAGCUGAAGGAACAGGAGGAGAGGAACGAGGAGGCCCUGGGGGAACUCAGAGAGCACAUCACCUCCCUGCAAGCUCCGCAGGGCCCCGACGGCAAUGAUGAUGAAAGGAAGAGGCAUCAUGUCACCUUUGACCUCAUAUCCUCUGUCGAUGGACCCCUUCACACCCAAAUAAGAGCCCUGAGGCUGGCCUACAUGCAGUCUGGCGGUUCAGACCCGGCCGUUUUGGCCCAGAUACACGACCUGCAGGCCGAGGCCCACACUCUGGAGCAAGCCCAGCCCGUUGGCCACGACAGGACCAGGAGGAACAGGAUCAAGCCUUCACAGCGGGCUCGCAACCCCGAGGUGCUGGAGAUGGAACAGGAGAACCAACGGCUGGAGGAGGAGAUCCUCAGGAUCCAACUGGCCAAGGGGAAACACCGGGGAGAGGAAGGUUCUAUGGGGUCAGACCUCCACCACAUGCAGAGAGAGCACAUCCAUCACAUGGCGAGUAUUCAGGCUGAGAUCGAGAGCCUCCGCAGAGAUGUCCAAAAGGCCAGAGAGGACCCCCGCCAACGCAGGCAAGCCCCACCACCUCCACCCCCUCUCCCGUUCCUGUCCCAGCCAGCCAUGCAUCCCUUGGCCCAGAUGCACGCUUCUCCAGCCCUGCCCCAGCCCAGGCCACACUCCUCUCUUCUGGGAAGACGCAUAAUUGACUCCCUGGACUCUCUGGGGCCUGCUCCAUAUGACCCAGCGGCAGGCUUUGUGAUCUUUUUCGACCUAGUGCUGGGAGUGGACGCGACCCUCCAAGUGUUGCGUCUGGUGUCUGGUCUGUACUCUGGAGGGCAGGAGGUGGGCAGGCCUACUCCUCUGCCCCCGGUGCACUGCCAGCCUGGAGGGGCUCUACCCUACGCACACAGUUUACCCCCGGGAAACUACGCCCUCCUGUCAGUCAAACAGCCUGUGCCCAGGAUGCAGCCUUCCGGAUCAUUCUCUCUGGUGGUGGAGGUCCAGGCUGCGGGGGGCCUGGACGAGUGCGGACAGGAGAUCCAGAGACUGGCGUCAUGUGGAUGGGCCCGGCUCGAUCUCUUCGACCCUCACAACCAGGUCCGCAGUGGACACUGGAGGGCUCCAGUCCGCAGCCUCCCUGUCCGACCCGCCCUCAGCCCAGGCCAGCUCAACUCAAUCCCCCAGGUGGGCAGCAUGGAGCUGUGUGUGCGAGUGGUCAAUGCCCGCGACGGUGACGUGCAGACCCUUGCUAAGAUUGACCCGAGCAACACCACCCAGUACAAGUACCCUUCCAUGGUAUCCACUCAUCCUGCGAUGCUCCAAGCGAACCCUCCACCGCCUCUUUCAACAGUGCUGAUGUUUGGAGACACAGGUCUUCACUGCUGCACUUCUACUGCCCGCUCCUCCACAGCACCUGGAAACUUCAUCUUUGGAGAGCAACAGAUUGCUCUCAGCGGUCUUGCGCCCCGAGAAGACAUGAUUCUGCUCCUGCGCUUCUACCUCCGGCCUGUAGGGAGCAGUGUGCCCUUCAGCGGGCUGGUCAAACAGAGAGAGAGCCCUCCAUGGGAACUGGAGGACCUUGUGGGGAACCUGGCUGAGAUGGGGGAGUUCCUGUCAGAGACAAACUCCAGGCCAGACUACGAUUUCCUGGAACACCGGCACCCAUUCCGUGCCCCUGUGUGCGUUGAGGGGGCCUUGAACCUGCCCUGGGCGGCGUUUACCCUGGGGCUCUGCUCUCUCAGCCCCCCUGGAGCCUUUUACCAGGGGGUGCGCUGGGCGACCUACGACCCGCCACUACCCCUCCUGGACCUGGACCCCAGCAGCAGCACGUGCGCUCCCCGGUGGAGGGAUGGCUGCAAGUCCUUCAGUGAACGAGUGUCCCACCAACACUUCAUCGCCAUCAUCCACCUCCACGCGGUGUCUGCGGUCAGCUUCCAGGACCGCUCGGACCCACAGAGCUCCGGAGAGGAGCAGGGAGACGGCCUGUCCUUCAGUCUGGAGGACCAGUGUUGGGCCGCAGCCCCAGUCUCGCCUGAGGGGGAGGGCCAGAUCAGGCACCACCAGCUCCCUCUCUACCAGGGAGCACCAUCACAGAACACAGACAUUUCCCAGCUACCAGUGGACCAGUUAGCCUCCUACACCCCUCAGCCCACUCCCCCCAAGGUCCCCUCCACACCUCUUCCUGAUGAAACCCUCACCAGCCAACUGGCAGCUCGCUGGUGUAUCAAAGUCUAG